CGAAGCGGAUGGGAGACUCCAGAAGCUCCUUCCUUUCGGGUGAUUCGAGGCGUCGCCAAGGAAACGGCGAUUCGAGAACCCUCCCGCCCCCCCCACUCUGCCCAAGAUCGCUCGUUGCUACGACAUCGCCCGGGUUCUAGAACCGAACCGCGUUGCCUGGGCGUGGAUGUUCCAGAAAGCUUGCAAAGGAAGGGCGGUCGACUUCGCUGCCGGGCAAAAACCGGAGAGACCGACGGACAAGAAAUCUGCAACUUUUUUUGUGUAUAAAUUCGAAUUCAUUCCAAGGAUCUUCAGUCUGCUGAGAAAAGCCGAGCCGGUUUCGAUCCGGUCCAUCAAGAUCUGCAUCCUCCCUUCCCCGAGGAUGCUCGAAAAGACCCAGCGGGGCUGAUUUUCCACGAACUUCCACGGGACCUGCAGGGUAGUUUUAAAGGAUCGCGAGUUAUUUAUUGUCCCUGCAGUGGAAGCCUGGAACCUUCCUGCAGAAGGGAAGGAGGAGGAAAAAAAAGACUUCAUGCAAGAAUUCCCAUGGCGAGUGGCAGACACGGGUGUUUGCACCCGCAAUGCGGGUCAGGAGUCAGUCUGACUCGAAAUUGCUCUUGAGGAAAUAAUUGCCCUUAAAACGUCUGAAGCCGUCUUUGCAAAGCGUGUCAUGGGGAGAUGAAACCGGUUGCAUGACUGAAGGAGCCUUAUUUUUUUUUCUUUGUAGUUAAAUCAAUUGGGGUUAAUCAAGGAAGCUGAUGGAAGGACCCACCCAUCUUCAGGUAGAGAUGAACCUGUCAUUGCACGACAGCCUGUGAUUUGGGGCAUCUGGCCAAAUUUCGGCAGCCAUCUCAGUUUGCAAUUGACCCUAUUCUCUUGCACCUGCUAUUUCGGCUUUCCCAUUAAAAAAAGUUUGCAGCUGCCACAGCUGGAAGUCAACUUGACGGCUUGCAGGUGGAGUGAUUGAACCCCUGCACCACCUGCUUGUCACCUGACCUGUCUUUGGAUUGAAGGAGCUCCAGCCAUGCUUUCUGAAGCUCUGCCCUGCUUCCAGCUGCUCCGGAUGGGCCCGGCCUCUUCUGGGGAUUUGCCAAACCGGGAUCUCUACACUUUCAGACCUGCCAAGCCCAGCUGCGUUUAUCGUCUGGGUCGCCGAGAUGAAGUUUGCGAUGUCAUUCUGGUGUCUGACCAGAACCCGGCUUUGAUCUCCCGGGUCCAUGCGGAGAUACACGCAGAACGGGAUGCUGACAGCAUGGCGGGGGAGUGGCGAGUUGGCCUGGUGGACUGCAGCAGUUAUGGCACAUACAUCAAUGCUCUCCGCAUGUCCCACGGCCAGCGGGUAGAUCUGAACGAUGGAGACCUUCUGACUUUCGGCCAUCCCAGCCCGGUGCCUGAGGGUUGCGUGUUGCCACCGCCACAUGGCAACUCCGAGUUUUAUUUCCUCUUCCAGAAAGUCCGUGUCCGGCCGCAAGACUUUGCAGCUAUCACCGAACCCAAAGCCCCAUGGGCUUCUUCCUCUGGUUUCCGGCCGGUGUUGCCUUCCGACAACCAUCGCAUCCGUCCCCUAUCCCGUCAUUCGCCCACCUCCCUCUCGUGCCGCCCCAAAGCCACCCUCAUCCUCAGCUCCAUCGGCAGCCUUAGCAAGCUGAAGCCCCAGCCCUUUACUUUCUCUUUGAGUGGAAGCCGAUUAGCGGAUCCUCCCGCCCAGCCGAAACCAUCCCGCAACCGCCGUAAGUCAGCUCACACGGUGCUUCCUGAACUAGAGGAUGAAAUCGCACGCCUGGAAGAGGAACAGCCACCCCCAGAUAAGGAGCAGCGCUUGGGGACUUACCGGUGUUGCCAGAGUAGCAAUUUGAGGCUCCAGCAAAGAAUGCAAGAAGGGAGCAACAACAUCAAGGAAGAUGCAGAACCAAAGCUUCACAUCACGCCAAGUGGGAAGCGACGUGGCCGGCCUCGGAAGAAUCCUCUGGGAAGCGCUGGCCAAGUUUUCUCCCAGACUCUGUCUUCCCCGCAGCCAUGUGCAGCUCCCCGGUGCCGCCUUCCCCAAGACGAGAUAGUGGAGUGGGUCCAGUGCGAUGGCUGCGACGCCUGGUACCACGUAGCCUGUGCGGGCUGCAGUUAUAGUGUGGUGAAAGAGGCAGAUUUUCGGUGCGUUGCCUGCCGUUCCUAAUGCCUGAGAAUUCUCCUUAGAAAACGGGUCCCAUCAGUGACCAAAAAGAACUAAAAAAAAAAAAAAUAAGAUCCCUGAUGGACGCAUGUGGACUACUGAAAAUUUGCACAGGGUAAGCCUUCCUUCAAUGAGAAGGAAGCAGAUAUCGAGUAGGGUAAAGUGUGGGUACGUGCAAAGGAAACCCCUCAGACGGAAUAGGGUGAGCGACCUUUGACAUGUUAAAAGGAGACAGACUCCUAAAUGUAUCAGUCCCGUUUCUUUGGAAAUCAUUGCCUUGCUGAGAACAUGCCAAACAAGCAUUUGUGGGAAUGGAUCAUGCUGUGAAUUGCUACCUGGUGACCAUCUGGAGAAGGUCAGUAAGAGCCUGGAGAUCAAUGCAAUAGAUCUUUGGUACAGAGCAGGGGUGGGAUUCGACUGGUUCGGGCGAAGCGUGCGAUCCCCCAACCAGUUGUUAAACGAUAGGAUCCGACCACCGAUACAGAGUCCCCACUCCUGGAGUCUUCAUUUUUUGCAAGUCCUGCAGAAGAUGUGGAAGGAAGAACAAUCUGUAUGCCAUUUGACUUGGACCACAAAUUCAUAAAACAGCCGAAUAUUGCCAAGGUCAGAUUGGCACCAGCCAAUUCUGAUUGUACCAAAUGGUCUGUGCCUCACAACAGGGAGAAGGCUGUUGUGUGAACAACCAGCUGCUUCCUGGGGGCAGGUAGCAACGGUGGUCAAAACCCAGAAGAAGCAAAGUUGGGGAGGCAGCUGCCAGAAUUGCGUCUCCGGAUUUGAGAUUUGAGGCUCUUCAAACCUUUCCCUAAGUUCGUGUACAAUAUGGGACAAUUUUCCAAGAACAGGAUAUGCUUUGAAAGAGGGACAACUUCUGCUUUCUCUCGCUCUCCGUCUCUCUCAAGCCUUUGAGGUGAGCGAGAUGGCGGAUGAAGAAGCAAGCAAGGAGUUCAAAGAUGAAGAAUUACAUGGGGGGAAAAAACCACACACACGUGUUCUAAAUUGCAGAAAGGUGAACGGGGCUUUUAUUCGAAUUGAUGAGGCCGGGGCUGGUAUUGUUGCCCAUCUGCUUUGUCCGUAUUUAAAGCGCAUAUGUUUGCUUGAAUGUUACACCAAAAGCAACCAGGAAGGAAAGAUUUUUCAUCCUCUUCACUUUUCACUCUCUUUUCGCCUCCUAACACAGGACUGAGACUACUGGGGGGGGGGGGAUUAAAAAGGGGGAGGAUUUUUUACUCUUUUUAGCAAUCGCUUUUUGACUUUAAAAAAAAAAAGCUUCUUGCACUUUAUACGCAAAUAAGGAAGACACACGAUUGAGUGCUCCUUCUGAUUUAACUAAGCUCCUCUUUAAAAGAGGCAGUCUGGCAUAGUGUUUCUCAAC
Molecule: messenger RNA, 3518 nt
Organism: Thamnophis elegans (Western terrestrial garter snake)
Lineage: Eukaryota; Metazoa; Chordata; Lepidosauria; Squamata; Natricidae
Gene: TCF19
Product: transcription factor 19
Exons: 3
Coding region: 1004-2149 (381 amino acids)
Biological process (GO): regulation of gene expression
Cellular component (GO): nucleus
Molecular function (GO): protein binding
Source: RefSeq, a predicted model, not a curated record